AUGGAAGAGGAAAGAGAAGGAGAUAUUAGAGUCCCUCUCAUCUCCGCUCUAUUCUGCCUGUUUGUAAUCUCCGGUGGAGUCUUCCUUGUUGUCUACGUCUACGCUCCCAACCUUUCUGAGCCAUGGUUUCCCAUGGCUGCGUUCUUAUUAAUAGGCUCGCCAUGGAUUUUCUGGUUCCUAACCUACAUCUACACCUGUAUCAAAGCUUGUUUCCGCCGCAACCCCGUCGAGGACCGCCAGAUUUCCCGGCGUGGCAGCCUUGCAACACCACCACCAAAGCCCGCCAACACGGCGGUACUGCCAAGCAAUGAUGAGCCACCUGAGAAUUCUCCUAAAGACGGACGGCACGUGCACUUUGGGGAGGCGGCGGUGGUGGUGAAAGGUGAGGACAGUGGAGGCCAGAAUGGAGAACAUGGCGGAGGAGAAGAGUCGUCGGGCUUGGAAGACCCUUCGCCAAGAGGCCUUGCUACUUUUUGUGUGACUACUGAUAGUGAUGACCUACUUCACUCCCGCUACAGACCUUCAAACAACUGCUACUGGAAACUCUAA
Molecule: messenger RNA, 549 nt
Organism: Ilex paraguariensis (yerba mate)
Lineage: Eukaryota; Viridiplantae; Streptophyta; Magnoliopsida; Aquifoliales; Aquifoliaceae
Source: the annotation of a GenBank genome assembly